AGAGACAAAAAGACAGAUGAUUCAAUUGGUUAUACAAUUAGUUAGGCUGCUCGAAUAACUGCUUUUUAAACCAAAAGCCUGACAAUUAUGUUCCCUGGAUCUUCUUUGAUUGCAAAGCUCUCUGUGAAAUUAUCUAAUAAAUAAACCCAUAAUCAUAGAUAACUAUGAGCUGCUAAUAAUAAUAACUGUGAUAACAACGCCUACCGGAAUUUCCAUCAGUGUCAAUCUUUAUUUAAUUUCUUAUCAUUUAUUACCUUGCUUUUGAGUUGUGAUUUUAUUUUUUCCUUGAAUCCAGUUUAGAUCAAUCAAUAUCCUCAAUAGCCAAUGAAUAAAUUGUUUUUCAACACACCAGCCUGUGAAACAGAAACAGAGUUAACGAUAAUUGGCGAGCUACCUUCAUGGGUUGAUGGUAACCUCUACCGGAUUGGACCAGGAUUGUUUGAUCUGGAUGAAAAUUUCACUGUCAAUCACUGGUUUGAUGGAGCAGCAAUCCUUUUUAAAUACAAAUUGACACCGAACCGGGUAACAUGUAAAUCAGCCUUCCUCAAAACAGAUGCUUACCAAAAGAUGAUCACCCUUCAUCGACCAGUUUACACUGAAUUUGGAACUCCUGCCUACCCUGAUACGACCAAAUCACUGUUUUCCCGUUUCAUCAACCGAGUUGUACCUUCAGAGUUGACUGACAAUGUCCAUGGAAAUAUCUACACCAUUGGAAGUGAUUUAUAUUGCGCCUCAGAGACAUGUAACAUAUGGCGUAUUAACCCAGAAACUCUUGAAGCUGAAUAUAAAGUUGAUCUUUCCAAAGUAUCUCCAGUUCAGCUUGCUUCAUCUCACCCUCACACUGAACCUGAUGGCACCAUAAUUAACAUGGGUUCUUCUUUUAUGACUGGAUUAAAAUAUCACAUCAUUAAAAUUGAUCCAAACAGAGAGUUGAAACAUAACCAGAACAAACACAAAGAGCAUAAAUACAAUUUCCCGCUUACUGAGGUCCUUUCUUCUUUUUCAUCAACUUGGAAAACAAUGUUUUCCUAUUCUCACAGUUUCUCAGUAACCAACAAGUACAUAAUUUUAAUUGAACAACCAUUACUCAUCAAUAUGGUUAAAUUGAUUGCUGCUGUUGUAAAACAGCAACCUCUUAGAGAUUCUUUUGUCUGGUGCGGUGAGCGUGAGAAGACUCGCUUCCAUGUUAUUAACAAGGAAAGUGGCCAUAUUUUACCUUAUAUUUUUUACGCUCCACCAUUUUUCUUCCUCCAUACUAUCAACGCAUUCGAAGAUGGCAAUCAUAUUGUCAUUGAUUUGGUUGCCUAUGAUGACGAUAAGGUUUUAGAUUCAUUUUACCUUAAUAAAUUGCGACAACCUGAACGUGAGGAAACGGAAGGUCAACCAUCUAUUCGUCGUUAUGUUUUACCUUUGGUCACUGAGGAAGUCAUGAAAAGUAAACAGCAGCCUGGAGAUAACCUUACAACCCUUAGCUAUACAACAUCAAAAUCAGAAAAGAUUGAUGAACGAGGAAUCAAUGUGACACCAGAUUAUCUACUUAACCCAGGCUUUGAAAUACCAUCAAUUAACAAAAAAUUUGAUGCCAGGGACUAUGAAUUUAUCUAUGGAAGUGGAUUGUUUGAAAAAAAUACAUUUCAAAAUUCGUUGGUUAAAUUCAGUGUCAAGACCAAACUUCAAAAAACAUGGGUCGGUACAACAACCCAAUUUGCUGGAGAAGCUGUUUUCAUACCCAAACCUGGUUCAACCGUUGAAGAUGAAGGUUUGAUAGUUUCAACUGUUUCAGAGUUGGAAGCUGGAAAGAAAAAUUUCCUUGUUGUUCUUGAUGCCUCUGCUUUUACUGAGAUUGCCAGAAUUGAGAUGAACAAUGUUCCACUUUGUCCAACUGUUCAUGGUUUAUGGAUUCCUAAUGAAACUUCUGGUUCUUGUGUUGGUUCCUCGAGUGAAACACUUAAGAUUGAAGAUGAAACAACUGAACUUAAACCAGAGCCUAAAGAUUAAUUUUGAUUGUUUAACAACUUGAAUAAGCUGAUAUUCAAUGUAUUAUUUCAAUGUAAUAUCUGUGCACUUGAAAUGAACGAGACAUUUUUAUUUGUUGAA
This is a messenger RNA of Tetranychus urticae (two-spotted spider mite), 2097 nucleotides long. RefSeq names its product carotenoid-cleaving dioxygenase, mitochondrial. NCBI's taxonomy places the organism in Eukaryota, Metazoa, Arthropoda, Arachnida, Trombidiformes, Tetranychidae. Gene Ontology annotation, biological process: retinal metabolic process; carotene catabolic process. Gene Ontology annotation, molecular function: beta-carotene 15,15'-dioxygenase activity; carotenoid dioxygenase activity. The record is from RefSeq and is a predicted model, not a curated record.